AUGACCCGUGGGGUCCUCGACAUUCUAACGGUGGUUGACCACAGCUUGAUUGAGCGAUGCAUCAAGUGGGUUAAGCGCGAGAUCCGACAGCGCUGCGACGUCGCUGGAAUUGCGUACUCUAAAGCUAAAUGGCGAGGAUUUUGGGGUUAUUUUCAACGGACGUGGCUGGAGCAGUACGACCGUCUGGCUGACGUUCCACGCGGGCGCGCGCGCCGUACUACACGCGAACGUAUUCAGCUGCCCGUACCCGUUGAUCUACCGGACGACAUCCCCGAUGACUCGGACGACGACACGCUUGCGGUUACCGAGCUGCCGUCGGACAGCUCGUCGGAUGAGGAG
This is a messenger RNA of Phytophthora sojae, 339 nucleotides long. RefSeq lists its product as hypothetical. The record is from RefSeq and is a predicted model, not a curated record. The transcript is spliced from 2 exons. NCBI's taxonomy places the organism in Eukaryota, Oomycota, Peronosporomycetes, Peronosporales, Peronosporaceae. The annotation marks the transcript as partial.